Cladocopium goreaui is the source of this 760-nucleotide messenger RNA. Lineage: Eukaryota; Dinophyceae; Suessiales; Symbiodiniaceae. The record is from the annotation of a GenBank genome assembly.
GUCAGAGGAGCUGCGAAAUCCACGAAGUCAGCCUAUCUUGGAGCAACUUGGGCCGCUGAGGCUGCUCAGGACAUCUUCCACGAGCAUGACCUGGAUGUUGGCAGAACUGCGUUCUGAAUACAAAAAGAAGGAGUUUCAGGUCCAAUACAAGCAAAUUGGAACAAAGCGUCCCCUCUUUGUACUGGAGAUUCAAAGUAAGAUUCUGCCGAAAUAUGGCUUCAGUGGCGAUGCGAAAGGCGUACUCAACAUGAAAAUGGAGGUUGCCUUACUGAGCCGCAAGGACAGGAUGAUUUGGAAACUCAUGAUGGACAUUCACAAACUUUUGGAUCUCCCAGACUCUGCAGCUGCCGAAAUCUUGACCCUGGAUUUUGGCGCAGCCAAUCAGGUGGAGCAUGAAGUUACGUCUGUUUAUCAGCAGGCGCUUCAGCUCACCACUUUCGAGAAACUCGUCGCUGCGCGCCUACACAGACAACGACGGAGCUUGUCAGAAGGCCUCGAGCUGCUUUGGAUGCGUCUAGCAGAUCCAUUGCAGCCGGCUCCGGUGUCACUGCGAGAGCUAGCCGCAUUUGGGGCAGCUUCACGCGAGAGUUAUGUCCUGACUGGAGCAUCUCGAAGAAGGUUUGCCCUGGACGUCCUCAGUGCUGCAUGUGGUGUGAUUGCAACAGGGAAGGCGUUGCAGAUAGUGCGGAAGCUUUGCUUAGAUGCUCAUCCAGCAGUGGUAGCAAAAUCAGAGGAGACCAGACAUCACAGUGGUAUUUAG